Messenger RNA from Papaver somniferum (opium poppy), 660 nucleotides. RefSeq names its product nucleoplasmin-like protein ANO39. NCBI's taxonomy places the organism in Eukaryota, Viridiplantae, Streptophyta, Magnoliopsida, Ranunculales, Papaveraceae. The record is from RefSeq and is a predicted model, not a curated record. The transcript has 5 exons. Bases 1 to 660 code for a protein of 219 amino acids.
AUGUUGAGUGAUGGUGGUUUGAUUGAUGGUGUUUCGGCAGAUGGAGGAGGUGUUUUCCGUGGAGCAUCUCAAGCUGCACCCUCUAGUGAAGUUGUUAAGAAGCAGAAAUGUGCAAAGCUCAGAUUGUACACAGGUCCAUGUCCAAAUAUGCAAGUCAGGAAUGUAAAUGAUACUUUCUCAGAUCUUCAAGACAGCGAAGACGAAGAAGAUGAAGAUGAUGAACAAGAAGAUAAGGGAAAUGAAGAGGUGGAAAAUGAGAACGUGGAAAAAGAGAAUGAGGAAAAUGAGGACGAGGAAAAUGAGAACGAUGACGAGGACCAUGGCGUGGGAAAUAAAAAUGAAACAGAAGCUCAGGAAAACCCGAAAAGAAAGUACGUUCCACGUGGCCCAACAAGGAUGAGUGCACUAGGGCUAACAAAUGGUAAGAAUGGAAAGGAAGCUGUUAGCUUUAACAAUAAGGAUCGGCCCAUUGGUGAUCCUUCGGUGCAGCUUGCAAGUGUGUUGGGAGUUCUGGUUAGGAGAAACAUCGCACUAAAACAAAGGGAUUGGAGACUUGUCCCUAAAGAAUCCAAAGAUAACAUAUGGGCGGUUGUCCAGCAAAGAUGGGAUGUUAUCUUAAAGAGGCUAGGUCAAGGAAAGUCGGGAAGAUACUCGCCUUAG